UCAGAUGCAGCUGGGUACCAGAAACUUGCGUUACAAUGAUAAUAAUUUCAUUUCAGGAAACAAAAGUUCAUGAUCAGAAGUUGCCUCAAGCAGUGCACAGAUCGUCUUCGUUCCUGGGACAGUACAUCAUGAUGUACAAUCAAAUGAUUCAAUGCUGUCAGCAGAACCUACAAGUACAAAAGACGGCGUGGUUGGAUAGCAUUUUGAAUGCUGUAAUUUUAAGAAUAAUAGAACUUAAACAGCACUUAGAGAAGUUAGAAGGCAGUCGCUUCCAAUUUCUUGGUUACGGCUUAAUCGAAGUACAUCACACAGUUUAUGAUAUCGGAAUGACUAAAAUACCAAAACCGUUAACGCGACCAGCACAUAUACAGGCUAAACUUGAAGAUAUAUUCGCAGUAGUUAAAGAAAAAAGGAUGAUGGCACAAAUAGAGGAAGAAGCGGCGGCGACUGUAGAGACAGAGAAACCAGUAGAGUGGUGGGAUGCAGAGGCAAAUGGGGAAACCACAAGCAAUAAAGAACCAAGCAAAAAAGAUAACAUACCAGAGGCACUACAGAUGACUAGAAAAUAUUUAGCUUUGAUAAUGGCACAUGAGAAAACUAGGUUUCAAGAUUUUCAGAUUCUGAUUUCUCAUAGACAAGUAAUAACAUGGGAUAAACAUCGAAAGCUAACAAGAGAAAUGUGGGAAAAAGACUUGAUGGGAGAAUUGAAACCAAAAGCUAGACCCGAAGUCAGAAAGAGAAGUGCUAAUCUCAUACAUACAGUAUUCAGAGUGUAUUUCAAAUUGAAAAGGGAACGCAUAGAAAGAUGCAAACGGGAUGAAUUGCUUGGAUUGAAUUUAUGUGAUGCUCCUAUUUUUGGUGUCCAACAAGAACAAGCAGAAGAGUUUUUCUACGACAUACCUAAAGAAGGUUCUGUUGCUAUCUUCAAAGGUGAAAUUCCCGAUCCUCUCGACUGGCUUAAAGAAAACACUGCUCUUGCACUGAAAAAAGAGGCUGACAAAAAGAAAAGUCCUCAGGAUCUAAAAUUUCAAAAACUGGAAGCAAAGAAACAGGCAAUGCUACAGAAAAGAGAAGAACAAAUGAAUAUGAAAGCAGAAGCGCUAUUACUAAAGAAAAUGAUGAAAAACCCGACAAUGCAUCCAGGCUAUACAUACCCGCCUUCAAAAUAUACUGGUGACAUCGUAAAGGCUAUAGACUAUUAUCACAAAUCUUGGGAUAUGUUUGAUGUAUGGGAAACUAUGGACGUAAAAGAAAAACAUGUUGACAUAAUCAAUUUAAAUGAUGCAAUAAUGCAAGUGCAGCUUGAGGUAUUACCUGAAGUGGACGAAGAAAUGAGGCAAGAACUUCGCAAACUAAAACAGGCUUUGAAAAAUGACUACAAAACGAAUGAAGAGGAAAUGCCUGUUAAUUUAACGAAGCGUCCUAAAAGAAAAAGAGUAAAGAAAGCGCCUAAAUCAAAAUUUGAUGACAAAGUAGUCGACAUGAUUGAGGUUAACUGUUUACAACAAUCUUACGUAUUUGAUGAAUGUGAUAGAAUACAUAAUACUUAUUUCCUACAGAAUCUCAUAGAACAAGGUUUUAUACUAGAAUACCCUAAACAGAAACUGGAAGAUUUUAUAGGAGACCCCAACUUUGGAGGAGAGGAUCUACGUGCACAAACUUUACCUGCAUCACCAUUUCACUUUGAAAUACGGCAGUACUGGUGGGAGAGAUGUCGCGACGUGUCUUGUGGCUUUCGCAGGAUGUUGCUAGUUGGACCUGACUGCAGCGGAAGAACUAACCUGAUCUAUGCGCUUGCGUCUGUCAAUGACGCAGUGCUGUUUGAGUUAGACCCUCACAAUGUGCAGGGAGGUUCACAAUCGGCUCCAUUUCUGAAACGUUUAGUAAAGAUGGUGGUCACUUGUGCCAGAGCGUUGCAGCCUUCAGUGAUACGUAUCAAAAAUGUUGAGAAACUGUUUUAUUCUAAGAUACCACCAGAAGAAGCAGAUAUGAAUCUGAAAAUCAUAAGGUCCUACUUUGUUACGAAGUUAUUCAAAACUAUCAAUAAGGCUGACAACAUUACUGUUAUUGGUAAGGUUUUUGUCAUCUGCCGUUUCCUAGACAUUACUGUAGAAUUUAAAACUAGAGUAACACUAGCUGAACAAGCGUGGCAGAGUAAAACGGAGAGAAUAACGAAAUUCUAUUGGUUACUAAAAAUGUCUCACCUCUGCUCCGCGUUGGUGAAGUUUGCGUCUAAAGCAAGGAUAUGUAUACUAUUUUCCACAGCAACUUGCACAGAGCCAUGGCUAGCGACAGCCAGCGCCCUUUUGAAGCAGUUUCCAGAAGUAUUGCUCUUGCCUAACAAUGGCUACUCUUUAGUAGUGCAGGUGCUCAAAGAAUGGGUUUACAGGAAUAAAGUGAUUCCUGCAGACUUGAAUGUGUCUAACUUAGCGCGUGUCCUACAAGGGUACAGUUUCGGAUACUUACAAGAUGCUCUGGAUAAAUUCAUGUCGGCUGAUAGGAUCGUCAAAAUAGCUGCUUAUGGGCUUAGUCCAAUGGAAGUGUACGAUUAUUUUUUGGAAGAUACAACGCAGACCACAGUUGAGUACGACAAAUACCUGGUCUGGUACAACGAGAAAACAGCUCAGGGUAUAAAGGAGGUUAAACACUUGGAAGACCAGAGAGAGUUCAAUGCUGCCUUCGAGAAAUAUGUCACCAAGAAGCAGAAGAAGAAGAAGGCUAAAUCAGCCCCCAGCAGUGCGGCCUUUAAAUAA
Molecule: messenger RNA, 2753 nt
Organism: Helicoverpa zea (corn earworm)
Lineage: Eukaryota; Metazoa; Arthropoda; Insecta; Lepidoptera; Noctuidae
Product: dynein regulatory complex protein 11-like
Exons: 18
Coding region: 36-2753 (905 amino acids)
Source: RefSeq, a predicted model, not a curated record